UUCAGAUAUUUUCCUUUUAAUUAAAAAUAUUACAAAAUUGUUACAAUUUAUUGUUUACAUUCUGUGCGGAAUUCAAUGUAGCAUGAAAUAUUUUUGUUUUUAUCUAGUAUGCAGUUGAGAAAUGGAAACAGAUGGUGCAAAAUUUAAUGGUAUGUAUGUACUGUGCUGUUUGUUUUGUAUCUUGAGUUUUAGUGAAAAUAAUCUUACUGGUAAUAUAAUAUUUUGCAGGCAGAACAUUAGUCGAGCUGUGUCUCAACUAUCAGUUACUAUAACUAGUAGUCACAGCUUUAUGUCCAAAUGGGCUUAUUCGUGAAUAAUUCGUUCAAAACUGGACAUUUAGAUGCUAUUUGUCUGAUGAAAGUGUUUUCCUUGUUCUUUACCUGAAAAAAUACCGUAAAUACCAUAAUUAAAUAUAAAUAUAGUAAAAGGAGUUGUUCUCAGACCAGUAGUCACAGCUUUAUUUCCAAAUGGGCUUAUUCGUCAAUAAUUCGUCCAACACUGGAUCCCAACAUUCAGAUGCUAUUGGCUGACGAAAGUGUCUUCUUCGUCUUUACCUUUACCACCGUAAAUAUGGGCCCAGCACGCUUCCACUUCCAUAAUAAAAGGAGUCGUUCUCUGACCAAAAAUAAUUUUAUUUUGACGAGCUUUUGGCCACUAGACUGUGGUCUUCUACAGGUUAAAUAAAUUAUUAUUUUUGGUCAGAGAACGACUCCUUUUAUUUUGCCUUUACCUGACCCAGUGACCAUGCUUCAUCAAAAUUUACCGUAAUUAUAUCAGCUAGUUAAUGAUUUUAAGUAAUUCCUUUUCAAAAAUGUAAAUGAAUGACAUUACCUUCACUGAGUUGUCUGACAUGAUGUUAUUAUAAAAUUGGUAUUGGGUGGAUUGUUGCAUAAUGUAUAAUAAUCAGUAAUUUCCGAUUGUGGCUUAAAAAAUAAUCAGUCAAUCACGAACCUUUAUUUAUGUUAAAACAGGGAAAGAAAGAAGCUCCAGUUGUGGAGAAAGAUAUGUUUUAAAAGAGGGUUGGUGUACCAAAGAAAGUGGAACGACAUUAUUUGGAGCUUCAAAUUGGAGACAACGGUGGUUCGCAUUGAUUAGAGAUGAUUCUACAUUAACAUUGGCUUACUACAAGUUAGUGUUUAUUUAACAUGCACAUGCAAUUUCCAUCUUUUUUCUUGUUUAUUACGUUCAUUACACACACAAAAAUCUCAUAUCUUGUAGCAUGUCUGCUAAAGAGCCGUCAACAAGUUGUGUUUGCACUGCUUGUCCCAAGUUGUCAGCAAAUUUGGAAUAGGCUGUUAAAAACUUGUAACAACCUUGUUGAUAUUAUCAGAUUUGUCGCAAAGGUUGCUACAACAAGUCUGAUACGGUCAUGACAUAACAGUACUGUUACAACCUUGUGUGUCAUCAACCUUGUUAUAUCAUGACUGUAUCAGACUUGUUAGGACAAUCUUGUAACAAGUCUGAUAAUACUAUCAAGCUUAUUACAAGUUGUUAACAGCUUGUUCCAAACUUGUUACAACAACUGGGAUCAAGCAGUGCAAACACAAUGUUUUGCAGACUUAAUUGUAACAAGUUUUGCGUUUCUAUGUGUGUAAUUUUGAAAUGCCAGAACUCCCUUUUCAAGUGCCAAAACUCUGUUUUCAAAUGCCAAAACUCUGUGUUCAAAUGCCAGGACUCCUUUUUUAAAAGCCAGAACUCCCUUUUCAAAUGCUAAAACUCAGUUUUCAAAUGCCAGAACUUCGUUUUCAAAAGCCAAAACUCAGUCCCCAAAUGCCAGAACCCCUUUUUCAAAAGCCAGAACUCCCUUUUCAAAUGCCAAAACUCAGUUUUCAAAUGCCAAAACUCUGUUUUCAAAUGCCAAAACUCAGUUUUCAAAUGCCAGAACUCUAUUUUCAAAUGCCAAAACUCAGUUUUCAAAUGCUAAAACUCUGUCUGCAAAUGCCAGAACUCUCUUUUCGAAUGCCAAAACUCAAUUUUCAAAUCAGCCAGAACUAUGUUUCCAAAAGCCAGAACUCCAUUUUCAAAUACCAAAACAUUGUUUUCAAAUGCUAGAACUCUCUUAAGUUGCAUUAAGCGAACAAUCUAAUUGUUUUAGUAGAAUCAGAGAUGAAACGUAAACUAUUCCUCAGAAAAACGCAAGUCCAAAUGAUUAUUUUGCUACUCCUUAUCUAUCGAGGAAUUAUAGAUUGGGAGUAGAGUAGCCAAUCAAAUUACAGCACUUGCAAUAUAUACUAGUAUGAUUCUACUAUCGUAAUAUAAUUACUAGUGCAAUUUUGUUUCUUGAUAGACAAAUUAAUGAUUCCCAACCUAAAGGAAAAGUUUGUCUUGAUUCCACAUGUAAGUACAAGCUAUUAUUAUUAUUAUUAUUAUACAUCUUUAUUAAAAAUUGAAGUUGCAACAAACGUGCAUCUUUACAGUGCAUAUAAGAUAUAUAUAAAUAUAUAUACAGGGUGCAUAUAUAUGUAGAACAUAUUUUUAUGGUGAAUUGUUAAAAGUAGAGAUGGCUGAUGAGGUGAUUGAUUAGGAAAUAGUCUGCAAAACGGAAUGCAGUCAGGACGCCUUCCGAGUGUUGUUUUAAUUAAUUUAAAUUUGUUAAAUUAAUAAAUUUCAAUGAAAAAUUGGUGGAAAAUUGUCAUGACUUAGUAACAUUCAACGACAAACUGGCCUUGCCUUUAUUUUUAUCAAAUUCAAGGCCAUCAGACUGUGUUGCAAUCUAAAUGUUCGUAUAUUUAUAAAGCUCUAUGUGACUGUUUCCCAUAAGUAAUAUUCUGAAAUUACUAUUUUACACUCAGGGAUGUCGCAAAGACAUCAACAUUGGGGGGGUGUCGUCAUGUUUUUCGUUAUCAACAUUGGGGGGUGUCGCCAACUUUUCCUACGAUUUUGACCAAGUCGUGAAAAUUUUUCCCAGAAAUGUUGUCGACGGGGAGGGGGGGGGGGGCUUUAAAAUUGUUAAAAGUGUGAACCAUUUCAUUAAUUUUAACAUCUUCAACCAUCUCAAAUUUUUCCGAGUUUUACCUUCAAUUUUAAGCAAAUAUCAGUUCCAUUUUGACCAACUUUGGGCACAUAUCAGUUCCAUUUUGACCAACUUUGACCAACGUUUAAAUUAUUAGCGAUGUCCCUGUUCACACUGCUAAAAGGUGAUAUUUUGGUUAGACAUUUUUCAUUUCUCUCCAAGUGAUUCCAUGAUGCAGGAAAUUGGACCCCCUUGGACCCCCUAGAAUUGUGACUCACAAAUUAUUAAUAAGUUGACAUAACCAUCCUGCUCUAUGUCGCAAGGUUAUUCCACUUUGUCCUAUUAAUGAAUCCAUAUAACUAAUUUGAACUACAACACAGAUACCGCAAGAGAAUUGGAGACUGAUGAAGAAAAAAUGAAAUCAAAUUGUUUUGCUGUUGGUCCAUUGUUCAAUGAUCCCUCCAUCAGAACUUAUUACAUUAGCUGUGGUAAGAAAAACGUCGUAAUUUAUUGUAUCCUUUAGAUAAGAAUGCCCCCCCCCCCCCUUAGGCAUUAAUGCUUGAGCUUGAGAUACUUGGGGGUUGAGAUUUUCAGAAAAGAUGUCCACGAGUGUGAAACUAAGAAGUAUUAAUGACAUUUUUGUGCAUGGCAGAUCCCAACAUAUCAGACGUCCAUUAUUCAUUGCCAUUUAUAGAUGCUACUGGUUGCCUACUGUAGCUGUAACUGCAUGUAGUUCUUAACACAUUGAACUGAGAAAACCUACUUUUGUAUGUAUAUUUAUUUUAGAAAGCGAGGAAGAGAAGUUGGAUUGGAUGAGUUCCAUUAAUGCCAGUAUUGAAGGCUCUCCAGCACAAGUUCAAAAACAUGCGAAAAGUUUUAGGAAAAGAUACAACCGCAUUGUAUGUAGAUUUCGUAUAAAGAUAUCAGUAAAUGGUUUUUUUUUUGUCAAGAACAUACUGUUCAUACAGUACAUUAUAUGCAUACCUAAGCUCCUGGUUCUGGUUUGGAGCUAGGCUCAGAUAUAUAGCGUGCUAUUCUAUAAGACAUAUAUAACUCUUAUUAAAGUUUGUAUGUAAAGAUUAAUAAAGCCUUUCUGAUCAUUGCAUGGUCGAGAUCGGUAGUAUGACAGUUUGUCAACAUUUAUAUGAACGUUAAUAGAAACACCAUGCAUUGGAUAAGUUGAUUUUCUAUAAAUUGUGUCAAUGAUUUUGUUUUAGUCCAGUCGGAAAGUCCGGCCCUUGUCGUCAUCGGAGUCAUGUAACUUUGCAGAUCCUGGUUGGAGAAUUCAGGUAAAUAUAGACAGUGUACAUGAAUUUAGAGUAGAGAUGGUUACCAGAUAAUCGAAAUUGGUCUACGUUUGUCUAGGUUUGUCGUCAUGUCUGUGUUUUAUUUUCGGCAAACCAACCAAUGUUCAUGAUAUGUAUUGCUACACACAUGGUUCCCAAUAGACCUUUCCGGUAAUUACGUCACAACUACACUGUUUUCAACUUGGAAUAGAUUUCAAGUUUGUUUCUCACAGGCUAUGGUCAGAGAAGCAGAACAUCCUUCUUCAACACAUGCAUAAAAAAUAAUUUUUGAUUUUGACCAAUAAAUGUGGAAAUAAGCUUAAACACUAAAACGAGGCAUGGCCCCUCUUGGCCUCCCAGUCUCGUUUUCGUGUUUAAAUUUAUUUCCACAUUUAUUGGUCAAAAUCUAAAAUUCUUUUUUAUGCAUGUGUUUGAAGAAGGUUGUUUUGCUUCUCUGACCAUACUGUCGGUGAGAAACAAACUUAAAAUUGAAACCGGUACCCAUGAGCGAUUUUCGCCGUUUAUAGCGUAGACAAUCACCGAUUAUUUCUUGGAAUUGCAAAUCAAAAUAUUUCCUCAUUGCUGCAGAAAUGUCAACGGAAAGGUUUUCUGCUUUUCUAACAUAAAUAUUACAGAAUAGUCUUUUUUUGCAUAUCUUCUCUCUCGCAGCAAUGGCGAAAUCUCUGCGAAAGAGCAACAGAAAGCUCCUGGAAGAAGAGUGAUACCAAAAAUGGAAUUACUGUUGCAAGACAAACAUUCAAAGACAAUUCAUUCGCAAUAAUAAAGGUGCGCAAUAUACUGUAAUUUCUACACAGAAUGAAACAAAUUUCGAAGGAAUUACUUAUAAAUAUUACAAGAAGAUAGGGAUGCAACUACCUGAAAAAUACAAAGACCCUUCUUCCGGACGUUUGUAGCCAAAGUUAUCCUUGUAUUUUUCGUAUUAUCUUAUUAUCUCGAAACUUUCUAAUUACAUGGAGCGUUAGAAACAUUACAGUACAGUACUUUUAUUCUUUUCAGACUGAAGGAGUUGUGCCUGUUUCACCAGAGGUCACUUUAGAGUAUUUGCAAAAAGCUAUUGAACUUGGUGGAAAG
Paramuricea clavata is the source of this 5331-nucleotide messenger RNA. The record is from the annotation of a GenBank genome assembly. NCBI's taxonomy places the organism in Eukaryota, Metazoa, Cnidaria, Anthozoa, Malacalcyonacea, Plexauridae.